Pezoporus occidentalis (night parrot) is the source of this 7156-nucleotide messenger RNA. RefSeq names its product RALBP1 associated Eps domain containing 2 (gene REPS2). Gene Ontology annotation, biological process: endosomal transport; clathrin-dependent synaptic vesicle endocytosis. Gene Ontology annotation, molecular function: protein binding; molecular adaptor activity; calcium ion binding. Bases 57 to 2006 code for a protein of 649 amino acids. NCBI's taxonomy places the organism in Eukaryota, Metazoa, Chordata, Aves, Psittaciformes, Psittacidae. The record is from RefSeq and is a predicted model, not a curated record. Gene Ontology annotation, cellular component: presynaptic membrane; plasma membrane; cytoplasm. The transcript is spliced from 18 exons.
UCCCUCCCCGUUCCCCCCGCUGCCCCGCCGCGCGGCUCUGCGUGCGCCGCCCCGUCAUGGAGCAGGGGCCAGCGGGGGGGCCCGCUGCUGCUACCGCCGUCACCACCACCACCGCCACCGCCGCCGGCAUCGGGGGUCUGCUCCUGCCGCUGAGCGAGAGCGAGCAGCAGCACUACUCCGAGCUCUUCUCGCGGUGCUGCCCGCCCCCCGAGGCGGCCGCCGGGGGCAGCAGUGUGGGCGAGCUGUUCCGGGCCUCGCAGCUGCCUCCGGACACGCUGCACCAGAUUACCGAACUUUGUGGAGCCAAGCGUGUGGGUUAUUUUGGUCCUGCUCAAUUUUAUAUUGCUUUGAAGUUAAUUGCAGCAGCUCAGUCAGGGUUCCCAGUACGGAUUGAGAGCAUUAAGAAUGAAUUGCCCCUGCCACGGUUUAUGGCGCUGAAAAAUGACAGUGAAGCACGUUACGGGACUCCAGCAGAACUCCAUGGAGUUAAGUUUCAGGUUCCACAUGCAACUUUGGAAAAAAAUUCCUACAAAAGAACAGAUGAAGGGGACAAACAGGAGCCCAGAUCUCCUCCAGUGUCUCCAAUAUGCUCACCUCCUGCUUCUCCAUCUACUUACCAGAGAAUACCCCUAAGUUAUGGAUAUGGUAAAUCAAGAAGUGGUCUGGAGCAGCAGCACGGAGUUCCUUAUGAAGUCAGACACUCUACUCACCAGCAAGAUGGACCAUCAUCAGGGAAUUACGGAGCCAAGCCUUCACUCACCUGCUCAACUCCAAAUCGGUCUCUUUCAGCAGAGCGGGAGCAACAGGACAGCAGCACCCAUUAUUCAGAUGACCCUUGGAGGAUAACGGAGGAGCAGCGAGACUACUAUAUCAACCAGUUCAGGUCCCUGCAGCCUGACCUGAACGCCUUUGUUUCAGGUUCUGUGGCAAAGAAUUUCUUCACAAAAUCAAAGCUGCCCAUCCCAGAGCUUUCUCACAUCUGGGAGCUGAGCGAUGUGGAUUGUGAUGGGGCGCUGACACUCCCGGAGUUUUGUGCUGCUUUCCACCUUGUGGUUGCAAGGAAGAAUGGUUACCAGCUGCCCAAGACACUGCCGGAAACACUGCUGCCAGAGUACCUCCAAGCAGCUUCUUUGAAGCCCAUGUGUGACUGUGCACUAUUUGAUUCUUAUUCUGAGCCAUUGCCAGGCAGUCAGCAGACUCGGGACUUCAGUCGGUCAGAGAAGACAUCAGCUGAAGAGGUACCUGAUAACUCUGCCCUGUUACAAGAUGGAAAGAAAGAUGACAAAGAAGCUCUUAAAGUCAACACUGCUCUCAAAACCAUACCAAAGGAAUUUCAGCACUUGACUGUGAAAACAGCCACUCAGGAAUCUAAUGCACUUAAAGCCAGACCACGAUCCAGGUCUUACUCUAGUACAUCAAUAGAAGAUGCAAUGAAAAAGGGAGAAGAACCCCCUAUUCCACCUCCAAGGCCACAGAAAUCACAUUCCAGAGCUUCCUCUUUGGAUCUGAACAAAAUAUUUCAACAAAACACACAAGCUGUGAGGUCUGGCUGGCUGCCACCACCACCACCUGCGCUGCCCCCUCGACCUUCUGUGUCUCAGACAGAGCAACCAUCUGAGGUUGAAUUACAUCCUCAGAUGAACAGACCUCCGGUGCAGGCAGAAGAAAACAGUUCAGCAAAAAAGGAGGUUGUUCUUGCUCAGCCACCCUCCAAACCCACCCGCAGGAAGCUCCGGGCAGAGGCACAGGGGCUGGAGACCCCUGAGCUUUCUCCCACUAUAAAUGCGACUCCUUCCGCACCAGCAGUCAAGCCUCACCUCCCAGUCCAAAAACAGUCUUCCAAGCAGAAAAGGGCUAUUCAGACUGCUAUACGCAAAAACAAGGAAGCCAAUGCUGUGCUCGCCAGGUUGAACAGUGAGCUCCAGCAGCAGCUGAAGGAGGUUCACAAGGAGCGAAUUGCCUUGGAAACGCAGCUGGAGCAGCUACGUCCUGUCACAGUCUUGUGACUUCCCUCACUGCCGUGCAGCAGCAAAAGCAGAGCACGUGUCCCAGCAGCCUUGCAAGAAGAGGAGCCUGGUGGGGCUAAGCAGGGUUUCUGCCAAGCUGGUGAUGGUGGGGAGGACCGGCUUGUUGGGUCUCCCUUCACCCCACAGCACGCAAUUGCCUUUGAAGGUGAAGAAGGUACAGAAAAUAAAUAUCUGACUGCUGGAUGUUUCUGAGCUGAAGGAUGCUUUGCCUUUUUUCCUCCCUCUUCCCAGUCUAACGUGUAAAUGCAGUUUAUCACUGAAAUGAAUAACCUGAGAGUAUUUUAUUUAUGUAAAGAAUUCCUGAUUUAUACAUGUUCUGUGAGCACCUCCUGCCCCGGUCAUUAAGAGGUACAGCGUUUCUGGGUUCUUGCUUACAUUUAAAACUCAUUCUCUGAGGCGGGCUAUUGGAUGCUACUAGUUCCUGUAAGAUUGUAUCAUGGUAGAGUUCCUGUGAGUUCAAUAUGCUACAGGAAUAAAGCUCCCUAGACAUAGAGUCUGCAAUCACAUGUCAGAUAAUUAUUUUCUUAGUACUGUUUAUUAUGCAAUCAUGGAUGUAUUUUAAUGUUAGAAAACUUGUAUUUUAUAAGUUCAAAUCAUAGCAGAGAACAGUGAAAAAUACAAAAAUAUAAUUAUUUUGGUAAUUACAAAAAAAAAGUGGGUUUUGAGCUAUAACUGUUUCUUCUCCACUAGUGUUUGAUCACUUGCUUGCAACUGACAGUGUCUCUGCAUACUUUCAGCAUGUCAGAGAUCACUGACUUAUAGCUUUUCUUCUUUAUUUUUUUUUUUUUAACCAUCUAUUUCUAACAAGAGGUUCAAAAUGCAUUCGGGGCAUUUUACAAAAGCUAUUGUAUGUACCUUUGUAUUAGUCUGCUUUGUCUUAAUAGCUGCUGAUUUGUUCUAAGGAUGUGUACAAGAACUGUAUUUCCAAAAGAAGAAAGAUAGCAAAAGUGCUAUACAUGAGGUUAUAAAAUGUGUGAUGGAAAUAAUUGCCUUCUACAACAGGAUUUCAUUAAGGUUCCUUUGUACCUCGCUGGAGAUGCUACUGAUAGGGUGAAGCUGCUAAUGCCCAUCUAUUUUCUAAAAGAAGAAGCAAUGAUUAUUUUUUAAGCUGAUCCAGGGCAAACUGAAUCCCAUGGGGAUUUUUCCGUGGAUGCAGUGGUCCUUGGCUUCGGUCUCAGUUCUGGCAAUGGAAGCUGGCUCAGUACUCUUAGAUGGGGUGACUUCAGGCAUAACGUCAGCCCUGCUCCCACCAUGGAUACGAUGUGUGUUUCAAUGCAAAAGAAUGUCACUUACUUGUUAUCCAUCUUAAAUGUGAUGCUGCAGGUGUUUCAUGUCCUGUUGUUCACUGACCUGAUUUAAGUGUACAAGUUUGCCUUGCAGAAAUGAUGGCAAAGGUUUUUACUGUUGCUGGUGUGAAGCUGUAGGGAGAAAGGAACAGGAUGGCUCUGGGGCUGAGAGGAAGGAGUAGUGCGUUUGAAGUAACUGGGUAUCCUUCCUUCAGGGUGUAUCACAGAAUGACUGCAGAGGGAUAUCAGAGGACUACAGAGCAGCUAAACAUUUUGUUGAGAGAUAAGGCAGACAUCAAUGGGAAUGUUUAAAGUGAUGAGGAAACAGCUUAUUCUUGCUGAAAGCAAUAUGGAUGUGGGACAUGGAUCCAGAAUUCUGAAGGUGAAAAUAAGCAUUUGCGGAAUUGUUACUAAAAGUCUGUUUUUGUAACAUGUUGGUUUUGAUUCAACUAAACAUCAUUAUGUUGACAAGCAAAAACCAGUUCUCUGGAGUUGGGACUUCUGUGCAGCUGUUGCAUACCAGGGUUCAGAAAGUCAUUCCUGGUCUAUGAUAGAAUGUGAGAACUGCAGACUAUUCUGGGAAGCUGCAAAGGAGCUGCUGUCCUCUUAUCAAUAGUGGUACUGUUCAGAAGUUACCAUUUAUUUUGUAUCUUCAUAACAGUUAUAGAAUCAUAGAAUAGUUAGGGUUGGAAAGGACCUUCAGAUCAUCUAGUUCCAACCCCCCUGCCAUAGGCAAAGACACCUCCCAUUAAACCAUGCCACCCAAGGCUUCGUCCAACCUCACCUGGAACACCACCAGGGGUGGAGCACUUACAACUUCCUUGGGCCCAUUACCCCUUGUCCUGUCACUACAGUCCCUAAUGAAGAGUCCCUCCCCAGCAUCCCUAUAGGCCCCCUUCAGAUACUGGAAGGCUGCUAGGAGGUCUCCACGCAGCCUUCUCUUCUCCAGGCUGAACAGCCCCAACUUUCUCAGCCUGCCUUCGUACAGGAGGUGCUCCAGUCCCCUGAUCAUCCUCGUGGCCCUUCUCUGGACUUGUUCCAACAGUUCCAUGUCCUUUUUAUGUUGAAGACACCAGAACUGUGCACAAUACUCCAAGUGAGGUCUCAUGAGAGUAGAGGGGCAGGAUCACCUCCUUCGACCUGCUGGUCAUGCUUCAUUCCUGAGUCUUUAAUGAGGUUAAGUGCUUGCUCUGUUUGCUUUCUAGGUCUUACAUUGUCUUUUGGUUAAUAAACCCCUACUAUUCAAUAGGAAACAAAAUCAUAUGGCAUGUUUGUUUUUUCUUUUAAGAGUGAUUUUUUUAAGGAAAGCUUUUCCAUUAUUACAAAGAACUGUGCACCUUGCAUUUUUAAGGCAGUGGAGACUUUUUCAUGUUUCAUAGGGACAUCUUUUAGAAUCCCCCAUGUAUUUCACUUGUGUUAUUCAUGGAAUAGAUGCUGUUCAAAGGAAGGGUGGAAAAGCCUGCUUUGUAUGUCUUUUUCAAAUGUUUCCCUUCAAAUACAGUUUUUUUUUGUCCACUGGAAAGUAGGAUACCUGGUCAGACAACAGUGAAAUAUUUGCUCAGUUGUUAUUCUACCACAGGACUUAAUACAUUAAAAAUUUUAAACAUUCCUGCAUUUUUGCAUUCAAAUGUCCCACUCAGCUUCAAGGCCUAGAGUGAGCUGAUUUGUAUUCUCUUUGAUGGCAUUUUGGCUAUGAUGAUCAUAUGCUACUUCACAGAGAGAGUAAAGCACAGUAUUCAAGGAGAAGUGUUGGUGGGUUAUACAUACGAUGCAGGAAGUUAACCCUUCUGUAUGUCUCGGUACUUAAGCAUUCACGAUAACCCAUGCACAAUGAGAAAGUGUGACUGGCUGGGGAGGCUAUUAGGAUUUUGAGAGGGAGAGGAAUGCCCUAUGAACCUAUAGACAGUGCUUCUGGCAGUUGCUCCAUGCAGCCACACUCAUGGCUACUAUGAACAGACCCUGGCUGUUCAAAAUUCACAUAUGAAUACAGUUUCACAGAUUCUCUCAAAAAAUAUUUUUCCUUUGGAAAAAUGUGGGUACAACAAAACGAUCAUUUCUUGCAGAAACCUUUACUUCCUGAAAUGCUGGAUGGGAGAUGCUCCUAGACCCAAAGAGACCAUUUGGUCAGAAAGGGAGAACUUCACAAGCAGUUUGCCAGUGUUCAGAGGACUUUCUUGAGCUACAGGAGAGCAAUUAACUUCAAGCACCUGGCAGGCCUAACCCAGCACAGCAUCUAGGAUCUGCCUGACCAAGGAAAGAGAGCAGCUUCCCACAAGUGAGGUCUCAACUCUUCUCACUUCCUGGUUUCUGUAGGUACUUCUGCAGGACAAAACAUGCCCAGCAAGAGAGGAUAACUGGGAGCAUGAGCUGGAGCAUAGCUUACCUGCAUCUGAGAGGAUGCGCUGACCGUCAGCCUGGGGCCCGUUCUAAAUCUUCAGUUUACUGCAGCUAUUCUGGUUUGGAUAAUUAAAUAUUUUUGUCUGCAAGACAAGACUAGGCAGAACAGAUAAGGGUCUUCCUCAGUGUGUGUGUAAAUGUGCAUUCACAUGUCUUCCUUUUGAUGAGGUAUUUCUUCAUGGAUCAGUUAAUGUUCAUAUCACCUGGUAUCUUUCUGUGAAAUACUUGUUUCACAUGGUAAUUCCGUGGUGAAAAAAGAAAAAUGCCCUGCUAAGUGUAGUGACUGGUUGCCUUUGUAGAUCAAGCCAUUUUUAUUUGAGCCGUUAAAUGUAAAUAAUGACCUGGUAAUUAAGCAAGGCAAGCAGCUUCCAUUCAUUUCAUAGGCAUUCCUUUAAACAAAUUGCCUGUGUACAAACAUUAAUCCUUAAUGAUCAAUGUCCUUCUCCUAGUUAUUAAUUUUAUAGUCGGAUGCAGUGGAAACAUUACCACCUGUUUCCAGACAGCUCUCAGUUCUGUCUUCCGGAGACUUUUGGUGCCAUAGCAAAAUGUCAGUGAUUGGUGGAUUCAGCCCUCUUACUGGUAAGUUGGUGAAUAUCCUUUUUAACUCAAAAGAUUAUCUCCAGACUGUUCUUACAUGUGUGGCAAUAGUUUUGCUGCUGGGAAUUCUGUAUCUGCAUUGGAGAGAGGAACUUGGUUUGGCUAUCAUCCGUAAAGUGCCAGCUUGAUACUAGCCUGGGCUAACCAGCAUGAGGUGGUGACAACUUGCACAGUAAAAUGACCCGUGUGGGAUGGCCGGGACUGGGAAUCCCUCCCAGGAAGCAUUUAGGAUGGGCAUGAUAGGAAAAUUGCCUUUUGGUGGUAUUUAAGCUUUCCUCUCAGUUGAACUUCCAGAUCAGGAAGAAAGAGAGCCUGUAAAAGUUGCGAGUCAGGGAAUGAGGGGUGUCCAUUUUCCAGGACCAUCAGCCCUUUGGCCUUCAGCACACACAGUUCUUGACAAGAAAAUACACAGGCUCAUGAAGCCACAUAUUUUAUUGACUAAAGAGUGGAAGUAUUUUUUUGGGGGAAAAAAAAUGAAGCGAUGUAGUACCUUCAAGAAGAGAUGAUGUAUUUUCAAGCUUUUUUCAGUUAUCUUCAUGAUAAUGUGCUAUGAACAUAUGCAUUAUGUUUUACUCUGUUACUGAUUUUUUUAUAUAUAAAAAAAUCGUAUUGCAAGCAUUAUCACUGUUAAUCUAAAAAGAAAAAAUACCCCGAGGCUAGGAUAUAUUUGAAUUUUAACUUAUAAAGUAGAUAACCAGAUUUAAGCAAUUUGUUUUCACAGCUGCAGACUGUCCACAUGGUACGCUGCAAAAUGCAUAGUGUUCUCUACUAUGCCCGUCUAAUUUUGGAAAAUGUAUGUGAUACGGAGCUGGGUGCUACAUUAAAAUAAAAGCAUCCAAUAACUUCAAA